AUGCACAAGAUGAAGAUCACCUGCAACCUCGUCCAACAACACCUUGACCGCAAGAUUGGCAAUGAUGUUGCCAAUACCGUAUCAUCUAGAGAGAAAUAUGGCCAACAUCAGAACAAGAGCAUCAAGGUGGAUCACCAUGUUGCAACUCCAUAUUUCACUGCGGAGCAGAAGGCAGAGAGAGCAAGAAAUAGGCUCCCAGGUGCUAGCGCAGCAACAUGUGCUGGCAGAGCAGCCAGCCUGUUUGCCAGUGUCAAUAUUGUCGGCACCUUAAACUCAAACCCAAACUUGACUACUGCGACUGCAAAAAUCCCAGAGAACCCACAGAUUGCUGGCAACCUGACACCCCUGUUCUAUUCUUCCUCUUCCCCUGUGCCGACUGUUCAUCCGACUGCGCCCCCGAAUUCGAGUACAUCCAUCAACAACUUUGAUCGUGACACAGAUCGUGGCAUAAUGUCUCACAAACCGAAGCUCCUUACCUGUCCUGAAUGGAUGUAUGACCUGGAUGACAAAGACCUGAAGCGCGUUGCCGGUAUCGACAAUCGACUGACGACGAGCAUCAUCGACACAUGGGCUUGUCCCUUCCAACAAUCUCAUGCAGGCGUUGAUCGCUAUGACAGGCCGUCUUGCAUACAUACAUCUCAGUGGAUCAUGCCAGCAUUCCGGGAAGUUGGGACGGGAAAGCUGGGUCACUGGUACCUGAUUGUCUGGUAUAUUGACCGCACCUCUAUCUUCGUCUACGACAGUUUGGGACCAUCAGGUGACCAUAGUACAGCUGUGCAGGCUGUACGACAUUCAGGCAAGUAUCUGACUCCUUUCAAUCAUCGGUCAACCUGUCAGCGGUUGCUCUCAUGCCACCCCUAUGGAUCCGAUCAGUCUGAAGCAAAUGACACGCCUUUGACGACCCAGGGGCAGGCUCGGUCCUGGUCCAUGUGCCAAGCCCAACUGUUGGAAGCAGCAACGGCACGACGAGCUCAACAGGGGGAUGAGGCACGAGGUGCAUGCUGCCAAUCAGCACGUCUCAGUUCACAAGGAGGUGGGAGUCUAUCCCCUCGCCUCUUAACCAGUCCCUUUGAGCUCGAGUCAACCGGUGGUCUUGGCCCAGACCCAACUGCAAUCUCCCGAACAAACACUCCGGUAGCGGGUUCGGUUCGAUUUGAUAUGAUUCGAUUCUGGAGAUUCAGUAUGCGGGUGUUGCAUGGUAUGCGAGCACUGGCCAUCGGUGAUCUAUCGCGGCCUAUCAUGGCGCGUGGCGAUUAUCAACUUCCAUCGGGUUCUGCGAUGCCAAAGAAUCCACGACUAGACGAAGAUGAUCCAAUUCAAAGUCCCAAGCGUCACAAAGGAUCCAGCCCGCAGACCCUCUCACCUUCCAGCCAUGAUGGAAACCCCUGCCUCGACAUAUACACUCUCCCCGUCGACCAGGUCAGCAUCCUCUUGAUGGCCGAAAACCUGAGGAAGUGGAUAUCGUCCCUCCUGAAAGCAAGACGACCAACGGAAGCCAAGAGGCUGGUCGGCAAAGUGAUGAGACACCAUGAAGCUUCAGCAGACCUCGCUACCCAGGUUGCCGAUGAUCUUUGGCAGUAUCUCCUGCGGAGCUUUGCGGAAUCUUGCAACGGUUUACGUUCGAUACAGCUCCAAGAAACCCGCCAUCAGGACAUGCUGGACAACAUAGACAAAGGCUGGGUGCAAGGAUGGCGAAACACCCUUGGAUUUGACGACGGCUAUCAACCCGGCUGGCAGCUCAAAUAUUCGCUAUACGCGGUCUUCCAGACGAAGGUGGAGAUGUGUGCGUCUUCGUGA
Filobasidium floriforme is the source of this 1797-nucleotide messenger RNA. RefSeq lists its product as uncharacterized. NCBI's taxonomy places the organism in Eukaryota, Fungi, Basidiomycota, Tremellomycetes, Filobasidiales, Filobasidiaceae. The transcript has 12 exons. The record is from RefSeq and is a predicted model, not a curated record. The coding region runs from base 1 to 1797 and encodes 598 amino acids.